Molecule: messenger RNA, 2148 nt
Organism: Anarrhichthys ocellatus (wolf-eel)
Lineage: Eukaryota; Metazoa; Chordata; Actinopteri; Perciformes; Anarhichadidae
Gene: zbtb25
Product: zinc finger and BTB domain containing 25
Exons: 2
Coding region: 168-1583 (471 amino acids)
Biological process (GO): regulation of transcription by RNA polymerase II
Cellular component (GO): nucleus
Molecular function (GO): DNA-binding transcription factor activity, RNA polymerase II-specific; protein binding
Source: RefSeq, a predicted model, not a curated record
UGAAUGAACUGAUUAGGGACAGGUGAAGGAAGUGAGGAGCUACAGAAAACCACACAAAACACCCAAGGCAAGGCCUGAUUGUGACACUCCUCUCUAUAUCUGUCCUAGGUGUCAUGGAGGUCUCCUCUCUAUGUGUGUUCUAGGUGUCAUGGAGGUCUCCUCUCUCUAUGUGUCCUAGGUGUCAUGGAGGUCUCCUCUCUAUGUGUUCUAGGUGUCAUGGAGGUCUCCUCUCUAUAUGUGUUCUAGGUGUCAUGGAGGUCUCCUCUCACAGCCUCUUCCUGCUGCAGCAGCUCAACGUCCAGAGAGAGUUCGGCUUUUUGUGCGACUGCACUGUCGCCAUCGGAAACGUUUAUUUCAAAGCUCACCGAGCCGUGCUGGCAGCCUUCUCCAACUACUUCAAGAUGAUCUUCAUCCACCAGACCAGUGAGUGUAUAAAGAUCCAGCCUACUGACAUCCAGCCCGACGUCUUCAGCUACCUGCUGCACAUCAUGUACACCGGCAUGUGUCCCAAACAACCGGUGGACCAGAGCCGGUUGCAGGACGGCAUCAAGUUCCUUCAUGCCUACCAGCUGUGCCGGAAACCCGGCGAGGGCGCCGCCACCGACGGCGCUGCGGACAUGGUCCGCAUGUCCAACCUGUACGGCAUCCAGAUCUCCUCCCAGCUGGCCAACAAGGAGGCGGCCGGAGUCCCCAACACCACCGCGGUGUCCCGGGGGACCCCCGAGGACGGACGCUCCACCAGCCGGGGGGGGCGGUCCCACUCCCAGCUGGCCCUUGCCGUCGGACUGGAGGGGAUCCCGUUGGACCGCCAGACCUCGGCGCUACGCAACGUCUGCUCCGUGGCAUCCGGAGACGACUCGGACGUAUCCGGACGCAUCAAGCAUGAGCGGGUGGAGGAGGAGGAGGAGGGAGAGGACGGAGGCGAGGAGGUUCCUGAAGGUGCGGGGUCUCCGUCUCAGGGUAGCAGUCCUAAUCAGAGUCUCCUGUUCAAAGACCGGGUCCUGGUCCUGCUGUGUCCUCGCUGUGGAGAGCGCUGCUCGUCCCCCGAGGACCUGCGGGAGCACCUGUUCAGCCACGCCGCCCUCGACCCCGCUCGGCUGAUGGACGCCGGCGUGGAGGAGGAGGGUCCGGCGGGAGUCCAGGAGCAGCUGGACGCCGGGUGUCUGGAGGAGGCCCUGAGGCAGAGCCAGGCGCUCGCCAACCAGCUGGCUGCAGAGCUAAGGAGGAGCAGAGGGAUCGGCGGUGGCAGUCCAACCCUCGCCGUCCUGCACUCCCGUAAACGUAAGAUCGCCUGCGCCGUCUGCAGCCUGCGGUUCUCCCACAAGUCUCAGCUGCAGGAGCACAUGUACGCCCACACAGGCAAACCGUCCCGCUACCACCGCUACAACCGCCUCUGCAGCCAGCUCUUCCAGGCCUCUGCCCACUUCUGCGACGCCGCCACCGGCGAACCCGGGGGCGGAGCCUCGUCCGCCACCGCACUCUCCGAGGAGGUCAACAGGGAUGCUCAGGACAACGGCAGCUCCUGCUACUCGCUGGACUCGGAGGUCUCACAGGAGAGCGUGGACGGCGUGCCGGUGGAGUGAUGUCAUCAGGUGUGCCGGUGGAGUGAUGUCAUCCGGCGCUUGUUGUCCUCUGAGCUGCUGUCUGCUGGUCUGGUAACCUGUGCGGGUGUGUGUGUGUGUGUGUGUGUGGGAAUCAGUCACGUGAUCCGUUGAUCGACAGGAAAUUAAUCAGCAACUAUUUAUAAAACACGAUUUGAGUUUUUGAGUAAUUAUUUUAAGAAAACAAAUCUUCGGUUUCUUUGUGAAUAUUUAUGUUUUUCUACGAUGACGAACUGAAUCUUUGGACUUUUUUCUUGUUGAUCAGAUGAAUCAAUAAUGACGUCAUCGGUUCAUAGAAUCCUGAUCUUCCACACUCACCAGCGGACAGUGAACACCUCACCGAUGAGUCUCUGACGAUGUGUUCAAAUGUUUCCUGUAAUGUGACGGUGUGUCGUCUUGUCUUUAGACCCAGAAGGACUUUUAUUGUGAAAGGAAGCAGCAGUGCCUUCCUGUGGUGGUGUUGAUGGUUUUGAUGGUUGUUUGUGUCGUUUCCAUCAGUAAAUUAAAGCUUCAUGACAAUCUGAAGAGUAGAAACAAAGUUUACCAG